This is a messenger RNA of Aspergillus aculeatinus CBS 121060, 1060 nucleotides long. RefSeq names its product phosphoribosylglycinamide formyltransferase. Gene Ontology annotation, biological process: 'de novo' IMP biosynthetic process. The record is from RefSeq and is a predicted model, not a curated record. Gene Ontology annotation, cellular component: cytoplasm. NCBI's taxonomy places the organism in Eukaryota, Fungi, Ascomycota, Eurotiomycetes, Eurotiales, Aspergillaceae. The coding region runs from base 258 to 749 and encodes 163 amino acids. Gene Ontology annotation, molecular function: phosphoribosylglycinamide formyltransferase activity. The transcript has a single exon.
GCUGGUUCUCAACCGUUGACUUCUUCAAACGUCUGCCCACAGUCUUUUUCUAUUGAAUUCGACCUCGGAAAGUCUCAGGUAGGAAGAUGGAACCCUCAAGGACAUAAUUAUACCUUGCUAAUUCGGCAAUUGAGAGGCAGGAUCCAGCGAGACGGAAAAAAAUAAAAUCCCUACCCCGCCAUCCAGGAACAGACGCCCGAUAUCGACCAUCCACGCCUCAUCUGCCAUUCCUUCAGGACAACGCGACUCCGUCAAAAAUGGCAGACCCCGUCCGGCUCACCGUCCUCAUCUCCGGCAGUGGAACCAACCUUCAGGCUGUCAUUGACAAAACCAGCCAGGGUCAACUCUCCACCCAGAUUGUCCGAGUCAUCUCCAACCGCAAGGAUGCUUUUGGCCUUGAGCGGGCUCGCAAGGCCAACAUCCCCACACGAUACCAUAACCUCGUGAAAUACAAGAAGCAACACCCUGCAACACCGGAGGGGAUUCUGGCGGCGCGCGAGGAGUACGACGCUGAAUUGGCCCGGCUGGUGCUCGCCGACAAGCCAGAGAUGGUCGCUUGCCUGGGAUUCAUGCAUGUGCUGUCACCGCGGUUCCUGGAGCCAUUAGAAGAGGCCAAGAUCAAGAUCAUCAACCUGCACCCCGCUCUGCCGGGUGCCUUCAAUGGCGCGGUAAGUUCUCAUUCUCUUCUGUUGAGCUUUUCUUUUAGGGUGUAUGCGGUUGGCUUGUGUGGCUGCGAGCCGGGGGCUUAGACAUGAAUAUAUCUGACUCCCAUCGAACAGAAUGCUAUCGAACGUGCCCAUGCGGCUUGGCUGGAAGGGAAGAUCGAUAAGACGGGUGUCAUGAUGCACAAGGUGAUCUCGGAGGUUGACAUGGGCACACCCAUUCUUGUGCGCGAGAUUCCGUUCAUCAAGGGUGAGGAUGAGGAUCUCCACAAGUUCGAGCAGAAGGUGCAUACGAUUGAAUGGGGAGUGGUGAUUGAGGGGGUACAGCUAACGAUCCAGGAGAUCCAGGAUGAGAGGCAGCGGAGGUGAUUUUCUUUGGAUCUCGAUAAUUUACGUUA